UAUAGGUGGUUGUGAGCCACCAUGUGGUUGGUGGGAAUUGAACUCAGGACCUCUGGAAGAACAGUCAGUGCUCUUAACCUCUGAGCCAUCUCUUCAGCCCAUGUCUGUGUUUUUUGCAUCCUACUUAGUACCUGUACAUCAUUUGGGUGGAUUGUGGUUUUCAUACCCUCAAAGGGCUUUGGGAUUCGGGAAGGGACUGGAGUCAGGCUGGACAUAUGAGCCAGCUGCCUUUAAAACCGGUUCCCGAUAUCGUCAAUGCUCGACACCCAGUUCACCACCAGCCCUGGGCCCCACCAGCCCUGGGCCCCCAUGCACUGUUGAUGUCCUAAGGCUUGCGAUGGCUCCCCAUCGUGCACCGGGUAAAGUCUCAUUCCUCAGUCGGAUGCAGCCUGCUGUUUUGGCGCUCUACCUCAGGUCUUCCUCAGGCCACAGCACACUUUUUUGUGCCUCCCUUCUCACUGCCGCCCCCUCCCUUCGUGGUUCAUUCCCAGAUCGUUCUGUUUUUUCCAUGACACCUUUUCCUUUUCCUCUUGAGAUGGGGAUCUUAUAUUGUCCACACUGACCCUGAACUCCUGGUUUCAAAUGAUUCUGGCCCUCCUGCCUCAGCCUCCCGAGAAGACAGAACUACCGGCAAACACUAGUUUCCUUCUAGAACUAUAUAAGAGCUGCUUCCAAAUUUCUACCGGCUUCCCUCACCACAGAGGGCCCUGCCAGCACUGCAGCCCUAUCUGUAGCUCAGUGGCCUGUGCCAUGAGCCAUCCCACCUGUGGACGAGCCCUCCCCAACCCCCCCCCCCCGCUGCAGCUUUUAGCCGUCGAGUCUCAGCCCCACGUGUUGCACCCCCUCCAUCUCGCCUGUCUAAGGCUCCUCAUUUAGUUUCCCAUCAUAUUCCCCAAGAAUGCUGUUCUCAGAAGCAGGCAGAGUUUGUCUUUUGUCUCUGUCCCGUGCCCAGGACGGUGAUGGGCACAUAGCAGGCGCUCAGUGAAGAGUUGUUGGUUAUGAAUGAAUGAGUCUUUGAACAAGCAAAAGAAUGAAAACACCUGACAGGGAGCCAUCACCCUGCCUGAAAACCAACCUCUCCCCUGCCCUUCGUAGCCUUCUCUCCGCGGAGCUUCAAGCUGGGCACGCUGGGGACCAUGCAGAGGGCCGGGGCCGGGGCCCGCAGGGCCUCCGACUGUGGGCCCGCACCUCACCGGCCCAGGUGCAUUGCCAAGUUUGCCCAGGGUGGAAUGCUGUGUGCACUGGCGUUGCGGCCCUCACGCCCCUCCCUGUCUUGCUUCUCCCCAUCACCACAGUACGUGGGGUCCUUUCCUGUGGAGGACUUGGACACGCAGGAGGGUGUGUACUUGGUACAGCAGCAGCUGUGGGCACUGCAGGACUGUUCCCGACGCCGUGCUGUCAUCCUGAAAUUCAGCCUUCAGGGUCUCAAGGUCUACAGUGGGGAGGACGAGGUGCUCCUGAUGGCCCACGCCCUGAAGCGCGUCCUCUAUGCCACCUGGUGCCCAGCCGCCUGUCAGUUUGCUUUUGUUGCCCGGAACCCGCGCAGCCCAGCCAGCAAGCUUUACUGCCACCUCUUUGUGGGGAGCCAGCCUGGAGAGGUCCACAUCCUGUACCUGCUGCUCUGCCGCUCUUUCCAGCUUGCUUAUCUCUUGCAACACCCUGAGGAGAGGGCGCAGCCUGAGCCCUGCCUGGGGCCUACGGGGGACACGUCCCCGAAGCCACUCUGCAGCCCCGGAGCACCCCCUGCCCUAGUCCGAGAGCCCUUCAGCCGGGAUCAGCUGUCUCAGAAUGUCCACGCCCUCGUUUCCUUCCGGCGAAUUCCUGCAGAAGGGCUACUGGGCAGUAGUGGGAAGGAGCUGCCAGAGCCCGAGGGCCGUGGGGGCACCCGUCACACUCGCCUGGGGAACCCCUACUGCUCUCCCACACUGGUACGCAAAAAGGCCAUUCGCAGCAAGGUGAUCCGCUCCGGGGCCUAUCGAGGCUGCACCUAUGAGACGCAGCUGCAGCUAUCAGCCCGGGAGGCCUUUCCUGCCGCGUGGGAGGCAUGGCCCCGCAGCCCUGGGGGUCCCUCGUGCCUGGUGGAGAAUGAGGGUAGUUUGACAGAGAACAUCUGGGCCUUUGCUGGCCUCUCCAGGUCCUGUGCUCUUGCCCUGCUGCGGAGAGAUGUGCAUGGGGCCUUCCUACUGUGGCCAGAGCCCGGUACCAGUGACCAGUGGAGCUUGUCUGUAAGGACCCAGUGUGGCGUGGUGCCUCACCAGGUCUUCCGGAACCACCUGGGCCGGUACUGCCUAGAGCACCUGCCAGCAGAGUUCCCCAGCCUGGAAGCCCUGGUGGAGAGCCACUCCGGGAUGGAGCGCAGCCUGUUCUGCCCACUCAGCAUGGGCCGUCUGAACCCCACUUAUGAAGAGCAAGAUUGUGGCCCUGAGGGCAGGCUCCCACGGACUCUGCGGCCCCUCAGUCAUGCCAAGUCUGAGGCAGAGCUACAAGGCCUCGGCUAGGAUGCAAGGCCUCAAUCCCCUGUGGGCCCAGCCUUGCCCUGGGCUCUGGGCUGUGACAGUCACUCUGUCCUUGCACCCCACUCACUGGCCACCAGCUUCAGACACGUCAGUCUGCCCCUUGAUCAGCCUUCCAUCCCCCACUGCCCAUGGAAGGGGAGCCCUAAAGUUGGAGUUGGCGAUAACAGGGCUUCUCCCAGGACCUGGGGCCAACUGAGAUACCAGGAUGAACAGGCAGGUAGAGCUACAUGUCUAGUAACUCUAGGUGACUUAGGGUGGCCACCACUGUCGUCCUAGUACAGAGGCUUUCCAGGUAGGCAGUUCAUGGAUAUGGGUGCAGCCCUUGCUGGAGGAGCCCCAGAGAGCUCCCAUAGGGAACCAGAUGCCUAGAGAAUUGCAGGUUUUCCAGCCUCGGUUCGUUUCCUGGUGUCUCUGCACUGAGUGGGGCCUACAGUAGGCAAACCACAGUCAGUUUGGUAGCUGUUUUAGGAAACCACCUCGUGCUGGCUCUAAUACAGUGCUGGCCAUUGGGUGUGGCUGGCACUGGUCACCUCCUUGGUAAGUCACCUCCAUUUGCAGUGGAAAACUAGAACUAACCCAAACCCCACAGAGAGGGGUGUGGCCUUAGCAAUGGGAGAUCCAGGAACACAUUUCAGAGGAAGGCAGGGACCCAGCCAGCAAUGACAAAUCCAAGUGUCCCUUAAGUCAACUCAGCAGAAUAUAUGAAUCUACCCAAAAGAACAGACUUCUUAGCCUGGCGGAUAGUUACGCAUGCCUUUAAUCCCAGCACUCGGGAAGCAGAGGCAGGAGGAUCUCUUGUGAGUUUGAGGCCAGCCUGUUCUACAGAGUGAGUUCCAGGACAGGCAGUGCUACACUGAGAAACUCUGUCUCAAAACAAAACAAAACAAAACAAAAAACAAAAAAAUCAGGACUUCUUUUAGAAACAGGUGUAGGCACAGGUGGGAGGGGAUGCCUGUGUUCAAUGCCUUGAAGGCCACGGGUUUUGAUGGGAGCUACAGAGCAGAAAGGAGACAAACCUAGGAGUAAGAGGCAGUUCAGGCCUGAUAUUUUCAGCUUCCAGAACCCCCCCACACACACACACUAGGAUAAGCCCUUAGCUAAGGACAUUGUCAUUUCUUUCAAGUGACAUGUUUCAUGAGGGAUGGAGAGAAGGGUGUAGGACCCUUUCACAGCAGAUAACACUUCCCAGAGCUGAACGUGGGUGGGAUUCCUCCCAUGGCCAUUUCCACCGGCAUCCCCACUCCCUGAGUAGGGCCUGGUCCCUAGUGGGAGCAGAGAGAUUAGCAUAUCCUGUGCCUGGGAUUUCAACUCCAGAGAGUUAAACCUAAGGAAAGCUGGUAACUAAUUGACCCGGACUUUAGGCCAGGGCUCACCUCCAGGAGGGUAUGUUCAUAGUGUGAAUUGCCAAUGUGUACAAUACCAGGAGAUAUUCAGCAUGUCCAAGGGGGCCAGCCUUCCCUAGACCCUUUAACAUUUUUUCCAAAGCAUUUAUUGAUCACAUAGUACAAACCACACAGUUUGGAGCCCAUGUGUUCAGAUUGUGUCUUAAUUACAGACCAUAGUUCUUUGUUCAAACCAUUACCAAGGCCCCCCCCCCCCCGUGUGCACUUUGAGAUAAAUAAAACACAAUUCUUCACAGUC
This is a messenger RNA of Mesocricetus auratus (golden hamster), 4157 nucleotides long. RefSeq names its product SH2 domain containing 5 (gene Sh2d5). The transcript is spliced from 9 exons. Lineage: Eukaryota; Metazoa; Chordata; Mammalia; Rodentia; Cricetidae. Bases 1137 to 2498 code for a protein of 453 amino acids. Gene Ontology annotation, cellular component: postsynaptic density. The record is from RefSeq and is a predicted model, not a curated record.